This is a messenger RNA of Pectinophora gossypiella (pink bollworm), 4256 nucleotides long. It is a transcript of the gene ric8a, whose product is annotated as synembryn-A. Gene Ontology annotation, cellular component: cytoplasm. Lineage: Eukaryota; Metazoa; Arthropoda; Insecta; Lepidoptera; Gelechiidae. Bases 117 to 1772 code for a protein of 551 amino acids. The record is from RefSeq and is a predicted model, not a curated record. Gene Ontology annotation, molecular function: guanyl-nucleotide exchange factor activity; G-protein alpha-subunit binding. Gene Ontology annotation, biological process: G protein-coupled receptor signaling pathway. The transcript has 8 exons.
UGAGUGCAUUGUCUGUCUGUUUGUCUUGUCUGCUGUCUAUUAGGAUAGGAUUCCGUAAUUAGUAUAUUUCUUAGUUUUUCCCUUCGUGAAAUUCUAUUUUAUUCAAUUUUGUAACAAUGGAUGAAGACGAAAUUUGUGUUCUCAGUAAUGGAGAUAACUUGGAUCAAGCAUUUCAGAUUUUGCAGAAGUUCUUGAAAAAUAAUGAGAAUGUGUUUUCGUUUCCAAGUUUGUGUGAGAAUAAUCGGCGAGUUAUACUGUGGACGGCGAUAUUCCAGCACCUUCAGAAUAAGUGCUCGAACCCCAUACAUGCUUUGUGCUUGGCUGCCAUUAGAGUGCUAAGCCGCGAUAAAUCAGAUCUAGAGAACCUAAUUUGUGAGAAAUGGGUUACUAUAUUGAUAGAGCGUGCAGGGCUGUAUAAUUUUGUGGGCAUUGAUGAGGAAGGGAUGGUGCCCAUGGAGAUGCCAGAUAAGGAUGUGGCAGUAGAGGCUCUCAAGUGUCUCUGUAACUUGGCCUUCAACAGCGAAGUCGCGCGGGCUCUGUGCGCUCAUACCAGCAUCGCUCAGGGUCUUGUUGCUCGACUCAGAGUGUACAAGGAGAUUCCUUUCAAAGACGAGAUCAUGCUGUUUGAUAUGAAACUGCUGUUCAUUCUGACUGCCCUGCGGCAUGACAUCAAGGCUAAGAUAAAGGAUGAGUUGCACGGCAUGGACUACUUGACAAGUUGUCUCAAUGAGCUCUUGCUAGAAGCACCCUCCAGUGAAGGUAUGAGUGCCAGCAGUGGCUUGGUUGAAGGGGGCCCUCACUACUUCCUAAAUGACAACCAGCAGGCGAUAGUGUGUGAGAUCUUGAAGGCGCAGUUCAACCUGAUCCUUCACUCUGGCUCCGAGGACCCGACAGAUGAGGCCGAAGAGGCGAUGUACAUGAAGUUGAUGCCCGUGUUGACAGCACUCUUGUACACUCACACCACCACGGAAGAGAAGUUGAUGGAGCUCCGCAGCAACAUUGCUAACUUGUUGACCAGUGUACCACCUAUGUUCUACCCGUACCUGACGCCCAUUCUGAAUGCAGGAGAGACUGCCCAGAAUGUGUUCGAUGGCAGGAACAUGGAUGCCUUGCAAGCCCUUGUCAAUUUACUGCAGUAUCGCUUGACUAACACUACUAACACCAAGACCCAGUACGAGAACCUGUCGCCAAUUCUGACGGUGAUGAACAAGGGUUCGCGCGGGUGCCGCGAGCAGCGCAAGUACUUGAGACAAGUAGUGUUGCCACCGCUGCGGGACGUGUCGCGUCCGCCGGAGAAAGGCAACACCUUGAGGAACCAACUGUGCCGCCUACUGACUACACCAGUGACGUCAGUGCGUGACCUCUGCGCUGAAUUUCUAUUUAUACUAUGCAAGGAGAAAGUGGGUCGCAUGGUAAAGUACACCGGUUUCGGCAACGCGGCGGGGCACCUGGCACAGAAGGGUCUCCUGGGCGGCGGGCGAGGUAACGAGUACUCGUCUAGUAGCGACGACUCGGAUACGGAAGAGUACCGCGAGGCGCAGCCGCGCAUCGACCCCGUCGUGGGCUGCACGCGCCCGCCGCGCGUCGACCCCUUCGAGGGCAUGACGGAUGAACAGAAAGAAUACGAAGCGAUGAAGCUGGUGAAUCUGUUCGACAAGAUGGUGUCUGAAGGCAUCGUGAAGCCGGCGCGCGUCGGCGCCGACGGGAGACCGCAGCCAGUGGAGCACGUGAUGGAGCUGCGGGACCACCCGCCCAACAGGCCGCAGUCCUAGACCCUGGCAUUAAACUCAUGACCAGCAGGCCUAGCACACUACCACGCCCCGAACACUUCAUAGAAAAUACCUCGUUAUACACAGACACUACACAUUGACUUUAUCAUACGCGUGCAUCUGUGUGUGUGACUUCAGACGUCAUAUUAUGAUGAAAGACUGAAGUAAGACCGAGGGCGCGGGGGGGGGGGGGGGGGGACCUAGCUCAGCCGCUGGUGGGGUGCGGAGAGUUGCCGUUGUAUACGUAGUAUUAUUCCUUAUUCUAUGAUACUACGUACAGCGUGACGCGAUAUAAAAUAAGGUCCUUCGUACAAGCGUCAACCGGAAUAUCCGCGAAAUUUCCAAGAUGUCAAAGAAGGUAUCUUGUUGUAGUAUAUUGCUUGAAGAGCCAAGAAACAUAUUUUUUAGUAAAAAAUUUGAAAAUUAUGUCAUAUUGGCCCCGAUUCCUGCAGACACCGCCUAAUUUUAUUUUAGGUUAUAUCCGUCAUUUUCGUAUCCGUCGAAAAGGAAAGGGACGGAUGAUUCACAGCUCUUAAUUUUAGAAAGAAUGAGUAAAUUAAUGUGUCGGGUUAUUGACUGACGUAAAAUUUUUAGACGGUUGGUUUAGAUUUGUGCUUAAAAUUGACGUGUGUUCCAUAAAUUUUAUGCUUGUCGAUUACCCGUCCCUUUCCUUUUCGGCGGAUAAGAAAAGGACAGAUAUAACUUAAAAUAAAAUUAGAUGGUAUUUACAGGAAUUAGCACCAAUAUCGAUUUUCUCAUUUUUUAUAAUUCCGGUAGAGCUUAUUUUGUCGUGUCGCGUCGCACUUUACGCAGUGUGCUAUGCCUGCAGUGAUCGGAUAUUCGAAAUAAAGAAAAGCAAGAAAGUAUUUAUUAUUAGAGGACGCCACAGCACGCUCACUUUGAGGGCGCAGGUUCUAAUCAGCACAGGCCUAAACCAAUGAUUGUCGAAUUUGUUUUGGAAUUCAUGUUUGGAUCAUAAAUUAUUAUCAUGUGCUCAGCGGUGAAGGAAAACAGCGUGGGGAAACCCACAUUCCCGAGAAAUGCAUUUUCUGAGGUAUGUGACCUAACCUGUAUCGGGCUGGUAUUCCCUUCGCUGGUUGGAAAGUUACACAGGCAGUCGCUUCUGUAAAAAACCGGACGUGUCAAAUCUGUUAGGUAAUCGGACUCUGUGAAAAACGGGAUAAUGCGGGAAAUUAUGAUUUUAUAACGUCGUUACAAAGUUUAGGCAAGGAAAUACUCGAAUAUCCGAUCACUGCUCAUGGAGAUGUCGUCACGGAAUUAUUUACCCUAGCACUCUCCUAGCCUUACCGCCCGCAGCCAUUAAAAGUCGAACAAGUGACGAUUGUAGAGAGAUUCCCUGAAAUCCUACCCUUUCCCUCGCCGUACGAAAUGGAACGGACAAAACUUAAAGAAAGCUUCCAACGAUCAAGGUAUCAAUACUAAUAUUGUAAAUCGUUGUAAUUUUUUAAAUAUCUGAUUUUCAUAUGAUUUUGUCCAACAAAACCUUGCAAGACUCAGGGAUGGACUUAGUACUUUCUAAGGACGAAUUUGAUUGAGAAUCACGAUGUAACCGAAGUCGCGGGAAAAAAUUCGUUGCUGAGUUAGAUUCAUGUUUCCAUCAACAAGUGCGUAAGCGGAAAACGACAACGAUUUUGAAGUUUAUCGAUAUAAUGAAUCGGCUCUACUGUUGGAAUUUUCAUCAUAAAUCCUUUGCCAAUUAUUAUUAUUAUAAAUUUUUUUUUUAAUUAAGAUGGGUUUGCUCUUGAUUGUAAAUAGUAACAUUAUAAAGGGUGUUAGUGGCAUCGUAACGAAAUAUUUGAGGGAUGAUUCAGACUAUGAUUCUGAGUUGACUUACAGUAGAAUUUUCCGUCGCAAAUUGAGGAACUGAAAAUAAUUAAAAAUAAUUAAUAUGUUUUAUUUUUAGUUUUGUUUAAUUAAUUUAGUUUUAUUUUUUGUAUUUUGUUUGUUUAUUUCUCUAUUUAUUUCUGUAUUGUAAUUAAUUGUUUUGUUUAUGGUGUAAAUAUUUUUUUAUCAUUAAAAGAAAACACUUAAAUUUUCAUGAAUUUUCCAGGAAAUUCCACUUGAUAUUGACUUAAAAUCAUGGUCUGAAUCAUCGUUCUCAGUAUUCGUUAUGAUGUCACUAACACUAUAUCAACAGAUUGCACAGUAGGCAGGUAUUUCCAUACAAAUUCCUUUUGAGAAAAUUUUCACUUUAGCGUAUUAAAGUAUCUCAAUUGACUAAGUUGUCAAGCCGAGUAGCCUGUUAGACUAAUGCUUGAAAAAACCUAGCGUGUAUUUACUGUUAGACGAAUAAUUUUAUUCCAUUUCAUAAGGGUGGUGGCUUAAAAGUAGCUUAAAAAUACGCCUCGACUUGUGAUUUCGGUUGUAAUUGUUUUAGGAUGAUGUGUUCGCUUAACACGCUGGUCGUGGAAAACAUUGUGUGAUAAUAUUGGGGGCCGUCCAUUAAUCAUGCGAGGCUCGAGAGGG